AACCGUUAGUUCUUUAGUUGUGCAAUGCUUCCGCUGAAAGUUGUCAAUAUUUUACUGCUGCUGACUUGGUUCGCGGCGGCAGGACAAAUCAGCUUCUCUCCGGUUUAUAAAAGUGAUGUUGGUUUCUUCGACGGUUUUCAUGGUUUCCCUGAGCAUUUAGUCGCAUCCGCGACCAAUUAUUACGGUGGAAGUGGAAAAAAAGAAGGCGGUGGUAAAGAGUACCACGCGGAUAAAUACUCUAAGCAUGGCGCCAAAGGGGACAAAGGUUACAAAAGCGACCACCACCACGAUAAGGGAGAAAGUGGGAAGCAUGGUGAAAAUUAUAAAGCUAGUAAGUAUGGGGACAAAGGGGGACACCUGGAUAAGUACCACGAUGAGGCCGGACAUUACAAGAAGUACCACGAGGGAAAAAAGUCGCAUAAAGGGGCCAAAUUUGGUGAGAAAAAAGGCCACAAGAAAGGGCACAAAACGAAAGGGUAUCAUAACAAGUUCCACAAAGAUGAGUACCACAGGGAGCACAAAUUCUACGACGAUGCCCACAAAAGUGGUUACCACAGCAAACACGGUAGUCACCACCAACACUACGAUAAAAAGAGCGGCGACCAUAAAAAAGGUGGUUCUCACCACUCGGGGCACCACUACGACGACCACGGUAAGAAAGGGUUCACAGAUAAAGGGAAAAUCAUCGACGAUCACAAAGGAUUCAAAGGAAAAGAGGGACACGAAGCACACCACAAGCACCACGAAGAUUACGGAAAGAAACAUGGAGCGAGCGAUGGGAAACAGCACGGCUUUUCUUACAAGCAUUAGUCAUUUCGUCUCUUUUCACUGCUCUAUAAGCGAAAUUACAAAGUUCUUGCAAUUUUAUGCAUCACUACGUUCCAUAAAUUUGCUUAAAACAGUGAAAGUGGGCUUGUGGUUUUGAACGAACAUGCAAACAUGGUUCAAUUUUUUACGGACAUGCCAUAUUUUGUUAUACGUUGUUAAUCUCACGACUGGUUUCACAGUACCUGCAGCCAAACCGCAGAUAAUCAGAGUAAUUGUUUCAAACGAUUUGGCGGAUGCUGUGAAACUAGGCUUUUUCAUUUUUGUAUUGUUGAAUAAAUAAACUGCUGCAUUUGAAA
Molecule: messenger RNA, 1124 nt
Organism: Zophobas morio
Lineage: Eukaryota; Metazoa; Arthropoda; Insecta; Coleoptera; Tenebrionidae
Product: histidine-rich glycoprotein-like
Exons: 1
Coding region: 25-810 (261 amino acids)
Source: RefSeq, a predicted model, not a curated record